This is a messenger RNA of Anopheles stephensi (Asian malaria mosquito), 7024 nucleotides long. RefSeq lists its product as uncharacterized. Gene Ontology annotation, cellular component: ciliary basal body; centrosome; centriole. Gene Ontology annotation, biological process: centriole replication; ciliary basal body organization; centriole-centriole cohesion. The record is from RefSeq and is a predicted model, not a curated record. The coding region runs from base 192 to 6617 and encodes 2141 amino acids. Lineage: Eukaryota; Metazoa; Arthropoda; Insecta; Diptera; Culicidae. The transcript is spliced from 8 exons.
AGCGUUGUUGAUGACAGCGGGCGUCAAAAUAAGAGCUAUGCCGGGUGCGAAUAACCGCCAGUUUUGUUUCUGCUGAAGAUUGCAUUGUUUGCUAGGUUUCGCCGAAGCCGCACAAUAGAGUCACGCUUGUUUCGUUAAUUGUACGCCUUACCCGCUAACCGGUAGCGGCGACACGUGCUGCGUACGCCACAAUGGCAAGCACGCUUAAUCCUGCCACGUUGGAAAAGCUGCUGCACCCGAUACAGGAAAUACGCGUCCGCUCGCUGCACGACAUCGAGAGCACGCUGAGACGAGCGUUGUGGGAGAAUGUGGACAUUGGCGUGAACGCAUCCGCCCUGUUCAAGAACUUGAUACGAUGGUUCGGGCACGUUCCGUUGGUCAUGGAGCUGACCGUGCUGGAGAUUAUGUCGCUCUUGCUCGAGAGUAAAUACGGGCUGGAAAUAGUGACAUUCUUCACGCCGAUGCGAGUGAUAAAGGAGCUGAUGAAAAUUCGCUACCUCAUUGGGACGAACGCCAAGUGUGACGAGCUGGUGGAAAGUAUCAUCAAGCAGGUGGAACGCAUCAAAUCCGGUUCCAUGAUCCCCACCACUAGCACGAGCACCACCACCAGCACCACGUCCUCCAGCAUGACCAGCAUCGAUCUGGACAGUGUGGCGAAUAGCGUGGGCAGCCUAAAGUUGGACGCGACCGAUCUCAUCAACGAUGAAGGCGAACCGGCGGCCGACAGAGGGAAAAGUAAAAGGAGCGCGGUAAACUCGUUCGCAGCUCGCUGGAAAGGUGACGACACGUUUUACACCGAAUGCUGGGAUGUGCAGGACUCGAAUGUGGUCGGCGUGCUGGAGCGUCUGAACGACUCACUGUUCGAUGAGACGAACGAGGAAAAUUAUCAGCGCGCUCUCAACUACAUCGUGUCGUACACGAAAAACUACCCACCGGAAUUCUUCCUGCAGCCGCCGUACAUUGGCCUCUCCCUGCUGCGCUUGAUACAGACCGGGCGGGUCGGUAUACGCAAAGGGUACGGUAUGCUGCUGUACCUGGUGGAAUCGUUCCGAAAGCGCAUACGCCAGCGGAUGCUUACCGUCACGUACAUUCCGGUGCAGGAGAAGCGCGCCCGCACCCAGAUAUCGCUCGGUGCGUUCGUGUACGAAAUGUUUAAGCUGUGCAUCGACCAGCUGAAGGAGGUGUCGAGCGACGUGGACAAGCUCGCGUCCAACAUGAUGCUGAUAGUGCUGAGCCAAACGACCACAUUCCUGAUGACGGAGCAUUUUUCCGAUCAGCAAAAAAUUCCCGCCCACCGGUUCGGCGAGCUGUGCGGCGAUCUCGGCCAUCUGGCCCGCUUUUAUCGGCAAGAGUGGGAGCAGGACUCGAGGAAACUGUACACCCGCACCCGGUACCGCAUUACGAUGCAAAUUUUGCUCGACUUUGUGCGGCUGUGGCAAAAGGAACCGGAGGCGGAGGAUGAAGCCGAUGAGGCGGCCGGUGCCGGUGGCAGGUCGGGCACGCUGCAGUACAAAUUUGUCGACAUCAAGCUUAGCUCGUCUGCGCACCGGAAAGCGUUGGCCAGUUCGGACCGAGUCUGGCGCGAAGAGUGUCUGAUUGCGAUGUACGACUAUGCGCUGCGGUACUCGUGCACGGAGAUGUACAAUCAGCUGGGCACGCUGGUGGACAAAUCCAGCGCACCACUGUUGAACGUGCUGAUGGGCUUGCAGGGAAAGCUGAUCCCGGCGGUGCAGCUUAUCCGGGACACGAGCGUGAACGCGAAGCUUGGCGACGAACACGUGCUGAUCAUGGGAUCGGAAGCGAUCAAAACGCUGUGCCUUCAUCGAUCGAUCGAUCUGGUGCGCUGUGUUUUGAAAGCGGUUGGCAACUGUUCCAGUUCCAUCACGGAAGACGAACCUCUGUGGGACAUAAUUGAAUCGAUUACGGUGCGUUUGUUGGCAAACGAGGAUGAAGAAAUAAGGAGCGAGGUGUACGAGAUCUGUGCGAACAUGAUGAAGGACUUUAUUGGACAGCUGGAUGAUGGAGCUAUCCUUACGCGACGCGGUCUGCUCUCCAGCUCGGCACCGAAAUUGCGCGCCAUGGGUAUUCCACUUUCGCUGCAGAUUCUCACCGAAAUCACGUGCUUCGGGUAUACCAGCCAGAACAGCAAGAUCCACCAGUGCGCCGAAACGAUGCUACUGUUUCUGUGCAACUCAAAGGCAUACCUGCGCGAGAAAUGGGUGGACGUGCAGGAGAUUCUUCUGCCGAUUGCGCCACUCCUGCAGGCGGCUGCGGUCGGAUUGAACGAAACGAAGCUUGGCCGGGUCGUGAUCGGCAUGUUCCAUCCGGACUUUGGUCUACCGUGGCUCGAUAUACUGCAGGGCAAUCUGCGGCUGCUGUUCCACAUCCAGAGCGGCAUCCGGGAGGAAGCACUGACGCGCGUACUCUUCCUGAUCAGUUCGGUCGAGCGGAGCGAAGAGUUUGCGCCCCGCAUUGAGCACAUCAGCGAUACCAUACCGAACACGAUCUGUCUGCUGCAGGUGCCGUACGGCAUUCCGCGACCGCCGAUACUCAACGUGUACGAUGCGAGUGCGGUCAAGCCGCUGCUGGAUGUGCUCGAGCAGGAAAACGGUGAUCCGGCAUUGCGACGCAGCGCCCUAGCGCAGCUCAACGUGAUGGCGGACGAUCCGGUGCUGUGCGAGCUGAUACACAACACGUCCGGCUGGGUGCUGGUAAUGCAGGCGCUCAGCAGAUCGUUGCUGGUGGAACCGCAGCUAGACUAUCCGGAUGCAGCCAUCCCGGCCGUGGGCAUACUGACGAAGCUGUGCUUCACCAUCAAGACGUUCCGCCGGUAUCUCGGUUCCAACACGACGGCGUGUCAGCUGAUUGUGCGGGCACUGCUUGCCCACCACCACAUUCCGGUGUUCCGGAUAGAGUGUUGCGCCCUGCUGUACUUGCUGCUGUUUGCCGAUUGCUCUACCGGAACACUGCCGCUAGUGUCGCUGCCGUACGUGUGUGCCACGGCCUCCUAUUCAAUCCCCUUCAUUUCGUCGUUCCACUGGCGCGAGAGCCCUUUCCGUGAAAGUUUGAGCAGCAACGAGCUGUUUAAGAGCAUUGUAAGCGAUGCAGCGCCGCCGCCGGGGGGUGACACGAGGGCGGGUGAAAACGGAGUACAUUCACUCGUCAACGGGGGGGGGGAUCAGUUGCCGCACGGCUUUCCCCUCAAGCAGUACGUGAACCGGUUCAUCCGCUUCACCUUUGCCGAGGUCUGGUACGAGGAGGUUGAAAAGAUGAUUAAACCCAGCAGCACGAAACGCGCCAGCAACGCCGCAUCCACGACCGAUGACGACGAGUGUCCGCUCGACUAUCCGGGGAACAAGACGGCGAUGGGGUUCGAUGCGAAGCUGCGCCUUACCAAGCGCGACAUCCGCUGGCUGAAGAUGGUGGACUUUCUUUCCAUCUUUCGCAAAAGCUUACGGCGGCUCGGUUCCGCGAAAGCGCACGCGGACGUGUACGUUGGGCUGGCCACGCUCGAGACGAACUUGAUCUUUCCGCUGAAGAACACCAUCUGCCAGCAGGAUGCGAUCAUUACCACGCUGAAGCGCUACCUGCACACGCCCCCGUUGACGGUGGCCGACCAGGAGAUGCUGGUGGAGGUGUUGAACGUCGUCGGCAUCAUGCUGCACCUCGGGUUCGUCAUGAUACGCGACUGGCUGUACACGGUGCUGGCGAUGGAGGACAACUUUUUCCUCACCCUGCUACGCUCGGACGAGUGCAUCGAGCCGCUGUACCGGAAGAAUGCGAACCUGCUCUGGGGAUUGCUGCAGCUGUACAACGGCGCCAAGAGCCCUACCGACCAGGACCGGAAGGAGGGCAAGCGCGAGAUUACGGAGCGCAUGGCGAAACCAGUGGAACGGGCGACCAAGUGCGUAAAUGGUUGGGAUUUGCGUGUGUUCAACACCGCACUGGAGCAGCUGGACGUGAUGCUGAAGAAGUGUGACGUUCCCCGUAUUGUGUCGCUGCUGGAGGUGCUGGAAACGAUGGCCGCCCUGCUGGACGAUGUGCGCCGGAUCGAUAUUGGUGAGGUGAUCCCGAAGCUGUUGCUCUGCAUCCGGCUCGUCGGAUCGACGAGCUUUACCGGGUCCGCGAUCGUACGAUCGUGUCUGCUAGCGAUCGCCCAUCUGCUCGAACGUUCCGUGGACGAGGUGGCUGGGUUCGAGUGGAAGGCGAAACAUUUAAAAACCGUAUCUACGCAGUGUGGCAACAGCUGUUCGCUGGUGCGCUCGUUUGCCUGGAACAUUCUGGCCAAAAUCGCACGCACCUUGCCCGGUGCCGCUGCAAUCGUGAAGGAGUGUGCCUACCUUCCCGGUGGCAUACACGCGUGCUGCAUCAGCACGAUGCUGGAUCGGAUGGAGGCCUGCUUGGUGAAGGAAUCGGCCGUCGGGCUGUUUGUGAAUUUGUUGUCGCACAUCAACGAGAAGGAUGGUUCGUUGCAUUCGUCCGUUCUGCCGGUGGAUGGCGCGGCAGGCAGCCGACGUAGUGCCGCCACUGCGAACACGAACUCCACGACGAACGCCUCGGUGGACUUGAUAUUGGAGCUGUUGGCAAAGCAACAGUUCUUCGAGGAAUCGGUCCGCUCGCUCGAAACCUACACCUGCAUGGAGUUCCUGCUGGACGACGACAGCCGGCAGCAGGACUCGGUCAUCUCGGCCGACAUGGUGAAAGCGUUCGCCGUGCUGUACCGCUGUCUGCUCGAGCUGGAUCCGUACGAGUUUGGGCAGCUGAUCGGCGAGAAGGGUUGCGUCCAGUGGUUGCUGGAGUGCGUCGAACAGCAGGCAAUGCUGCCGAACCGGGCCGUCUGCCUGAUGGUGGCGGAAGUUUGCCUGCUGCUGCUGCGCUGCAUGGACGAACCGACCCGCGAACCGCUGUGCAUGCUGCUUGGUGGCCACCAGAACUUCUUCGAAAGCAUUAUCUACAUGCUGAACCCGUGGCUGUACGGGAAGCUUACGCAGCCCGUGAUGGAGCAGACGCUGUGCUGCAUUAUGCGGUUCCUGUGCGCGCUGGUAGUGACCCCGAACGGGAAGCAGCAGAUCCAUCUGGAGUUUGAGCAUCAGGAUGUGAAGCCGAUCGCGAAGAUGAUCGAGAAUGGCAUUCUGCACAAAUCGAAAGGAUUUCAAAUUAUGUGCUUAAAAUUUCUGAGCCUAAUGUUGCACACGUCGGACGCGGUCGCAUCACCCACGGCCGAAUAUCCCUCCUUCCUGAUCCAGUUCGAAACGAUGGACAUGCACGCGGAAGGGCCCGAAAUGCUAAAGUCCUCGCAAAUGUUUCCAGACGAAGAGUACUCCGAGGUGGAGGACGACACGGAAAACACGAACCCGAACCGGCCGCUGACAGCAGCGGACACCGAGGAGAAACGGUUGAAGCGAGCGGACGACGGACCGAAGGACGGUACGAUGCGCAGUGGGUCGGCGUUAAUAUUUAAGGCGCUGUUGGGACGCUUCGAAUCGACGUGCAACCGCCAGCAGCUGGAAACGGGAGCGAUCACCACCACCAACUACAAGCGAACCGUGUACUCGACGCUGCAAACCAUGCUACACUUCUCGGGCGAAGCUUGCCGGGUCGCACGGGAGCACAAUCUGCUCGGCACCAUUCUCGAUUGGUUCGAUGCGAUUCACGAAGGGCUGGUAGGACGGCUAACGUACCCGGAGUUUUUGCGCAAGCAUGGCGACGUGAAGAAGCUUGCCGUCAUUGCGGAGCUGAAGGAGUUGGCCUGCCUGCUGGGCACCUGGUUCAGUGUGCCGGGUGAGCCGCUGCUGUUGCGCAUGGACCAGAUUGACCGGGUGUGCCAAACCGUGCUGCAGUAUUGGCCCUGGUUUAGCAAUCACAGCGCGCUGCAUAUGGAUUUCCUGCAGGUGUUGGCGUUCCUGACGGAGAGCCACAUCAUCGUGUGCAAAGCGCUCGCAGCAACGUUCCCCGGCUACCCGCACAGCAUCAUGAAGCUGCUGAUUGUGACGGCCACGGCGGAGACGGCCAAGGUGAAGGGGCCGAAGUACGAUCUGCAGCUGUUGCGCGUGUCGCUGCGGGUGUUGAAGAAUUGCUGCUGCUGUCACAAGGGGCGGAGCCUGAUCGGCAAGCUGAAUGUGUUCGACAACAUUAGCAAGCUGCAUCCGAGCGUUACCAAGCUGCAGAAACCGUGGAUCGAGGUGACGCACAUGUGGCUCGAGUUCUGGGAGGUGUACACGCGCUACGUGGACGUGAGCGAAGUGCGGCAUUUGACGGUGCUGGGAGCGCUGACACGCAAAUCCGACCUAGAGAUACGCCUGCUUGCGAUGGCGAUCGUGCGCAAUCUCACCUUUGUCCUGGCGAACCGGCCCGCACUGCUGGCCUCGUCCGACUACAUGUUCAUCCUGUGGAACGCUCUGCAGCGCACGUCCUGCCGGGGGGAGGUGCUGAUGGCGGCCGUAACGGUGUGGAAAAUGAUUGCCAACAAUCAGCGCGGCAAGGCAGCGAUCAAGAGCAGCCCGCUGGUACGGUUGAUCGAGGGUCAGGUGAAACACUACUCCAUGACGCCGGAAGGGAACGAUCAGAACGAGCUCUGGAACGUGCUGAUGACGGUGUACCAUAUAUUGAAGGCGUAAGUUGAAGAAAGCGAAUCGUACGAGUGAGAAAGCCAUAGCACAAAGCAACUUACGAGUGAGCAGCUGCCAGCAGCACCACCACAAAGCGUGUGCGUGUGACAAAAAGUGUCUUCUUUUUACAACAAAAAAAAAAGCGUACAAUCUAUAGGAGGAAUUGCAUGUUUUGAAUUCGGAAAACAAACGUACGCGGGGGGGGGGGGCGGUCGAGUUUUGAGUGCAACCGUACAGUUGCGCACCGGAAAAGGGUUUCAUUUGAGCUGUUGUUGGGAGGCAAUAAGUUUAACGUAUCGAUGUUUACUUCAUUGGAGGAUUGGAUGGCCGUGAAUGGAUGUGAAUGAGUUCACGAACUAUUAUGAGUGGAAUAAAAGGAGGAAGAAGCGGAACUAUAUUUUACAUGAAAUCAUGAA